Messenger RNA from Dermacentor albipictus, 1788 nucleotides. Its product is annotated as streptococcal hemagglutinin-like. Gene Ontology annotation, molecular function: RNA binding. Gene Ontology annotation, cellular component: spliceosomal complex. The record is from RefSeq and is a predicted model, not a curated record. NCBI's taxonomy places the organism in Eukaryota, Metazoa, Arthropoda, Arachnida, Ixodida, Ixodidae. Gene Ontology annotation, biological process: regulation of mRNA splicing, via spliceosome.
AUGCAUAGGCGCGCUAGCGCGAGCCCUAAUUUUCCCGUUGGCGACAACGACGACAACGAGGGCAUUUUCUCGCUCAAGAAAAGCCAGUACCAGCAAGAUUCAGAAAACGCCGAAGCAACUCUGCACCGUUGCAUCAUGUACUCUCCGUACUCGUCGCCACGCGGAUCCCGAUACGCGAGCACAUCGCGCCCUUUCAGCGCGUCUGUGUCACCCGUGCACACGCCUUCCCGCCGGUUCAUGUCUCCGAGGAUGAAGCUGAUGCCAGGCAGCGCAACCACCUACCGCCUGCCAAGCUCGGCGUAUUCGCCACCUCCGACCUACUCGAGAUCCGGGAUGCAGCCGGUGACGGCGUCCUCCAGCGCGUCUCCAACUGGAUCGCUCCGGUCGCUGACCAUGGUGGCACGACCGAGGGACAGCGCUGUGGAUCAACUUCAGUUGUCCCGGUCCUGGUCACGCUCCCCCUCCCGAUCCCGUUCCAGAUCCGCGUCCAUGUCCUUGUCGCCGUCGCGGCAUUCCCGUUCGAGGAUACCGUGGCUCAGCCCGCGCCGAAGCAGCAGCGUCCGCAGCUCGUCCAGCCGAAGGUCGCAGACCAUGGACACGGAAGUGAAGACGUCAGCGCCAAUCAUUGAGCUUCCACCUGGGUUGGACAGGAAGACGGCCGGCUACUGGGUGAUGGCACUGGCCAUUUUCUGCCUGGCGUCGUCCUGCGCUCUCGUCGCCACGCUGCUCAACCGCACCGCGGCGAGCCAGGACAGCUUCGGCGAAGAGAGGUACCUGGCCAGGAAGGAACCUUCCCUGCAACUGCACGAACGAACACGGGGUCUCGAGGACUUGAGUGUUGAAGUGCACUUCGCCCGACGGAAAACACCCAAAGCAGUUACGCUCAGGACGCCGCCUUUCUUCUUCAUCACCACUAGGCCUCGAAGAGGCGGCACCCCUGCGCUCUUCCCGAGGACGGUGCCGGCCUUCCCGGAGGAGUAUCCCGCGGGGGAGGAGACCCUCGCAGAGUAUCCAGCGACGGUGCCGGAGCGCCCGGGUGACUACGAAACGCCUCCGUAUGAUAUGCUGCCCGUAGAGACGGAGGCACCAUAUGUUAGACCAGCAACUGUGGAACCCCAUGUCGACAUAGACAAUUCCACUGGUAGCCAAGGUGAUGCGCAAGGGAAUGUCACGGAAAGUGCUGGCGAGACCAGCGAUACUAAAGCAAGUGAAAAAGAGAAUGAAGGCCCGCAAUCGCCAGAAACCAUCGAAACUGCCACGAAUGUAGUCGUCGAGUCAUCUCCAUCGGCUGAAGUGACCACUGAAGUGGCCAGCUCCGAAGGUAUCACUGAGGCCAGCAGGAAGGAAGUGGAGCCUUCGACGUCAGCGGAAAGCGCUUCGGCUGGUGAGACGGAAGCUGAGUCUUCGACAUCAGCUGAAGCCACUUCGGCUUCUGAGACAGAUGCUGAGCCGUCCACAGAAAAAGCCACAGAAAAAUCAGAUGACAGGCAUUUGAACGAGUAUGACGACGACAAUUUUAACAUGCUUCAAAAAGUGCGACGAGCGCCAUGAAUAUGGCUCACCAUACCUGGAUGGCCUAAGGUCGCUUUUGAGGCAGUGCGCGCGCAAGCGUGUGUCGACCGCAGCCUGGCUCUGUGAAACGCACUUGAUGUCCUCGGCUCAAACGUGGCCUCUUCAAAGGGUACUGCGAUUUUUUUUCAGUAAAUGAACCUUCCGUGGUGCCUGGCUUUUGUCUCCGUUCGCACGCUUUGGAUCUUUUCGUGAUUAAUAAAAAGGACAGCAACGACG